AUGGAGCUCUCGGCCGUCGGGGAGCGAGUCUUCGCGGCCGAGGCCCUGCUCAAGCGCCGCAUCCGCAAAGGGCGGAUGGAAUAUCUGGUCAAAUGGAAGGGCUGGUCUCAGAAGUACAGCACUUGGGAACCCGAGGAGAACAUCCUAGAUGCCCGGCUGCUCGCAGCGUUUGAGGAGAGGGAGCGAGAAAUGGAGCUAUAUGGGCCUAAAAAACGAGGUCCCAAGCCCAAAACCUUCCUGCUAAAGGCCCAGGCAAAAGCAAAAGCCAAAACCUAUGAAUUCCGCAGUGACUCUUCCCGGGGAAUCCGGGUGCCGUAUCCUGGCAGAUCCCCCCAGGAGCUGGGCUCCACGUCCCGGGCUAGGGAAGGACUGAGAAACAUAGCUCUGCCUCCCCAGAGCAGCUCCAGCACCAGCACCCCCAAAGCAGAUGGCAUCCGGGACCGGGUGAUUCGUGUGGAGGAGAAACCUGGGGAGACCCCCAAAAAGAGAGGCCCAAAGCCCCGGAAGGAGCUUUACAAGGACCUGGCGGAGACUCUGGAUGCCUCCAAGAGGAAACUAGGGGAUGCAGGGGACAAGAUGGGAGACUACCUGAAGGCCAGGAAGAUGGAGGAGGCAGCAGCAGGGGCAGCCAAGUUUGGCUCGGGACACAGUGUCAUCCAGCUGGCCCGGCGACAGGACCCUGACCUCCCCAGCACCCUGCCUGGUCCCAACCGAGCCGAGGUGGGUGCCAAACUGGGAGCCGCUGAGACCUACCCUCCACGGCUGGCCAAACACCGCGCAGACUUUCUGGACCCCAAGGGGCAGGGGGGGCUGGACCCUGGUGGGCCCAAGCUCCUGCAUAGCGCAGUGAGCCCAGGCAGUGUGGGCAGCCUGUACCGUGAUGGUGUCGGGGGUCAGGCAGGACGACCCUCCCUCAUCGCCAGGAUCCCUGUCUCCAGGAUCCUGGGGGACCCCGAGGAGGAAUCCUGGAGCCCCUCUCUCAACAACCUGGAGAAGGUGGUGGUAACUGAUGUGACCUCUAACUUUUUGACCGUCACCAUUAAGGAGAGCAGCACGGACCAAGGAUUCUUUAAAGAGAAGCGAUGA
This is a messenger RNA of Indicator indicator, 1086 nucleotides long. RefSeq names its product chromobox 8 (gene CBX8). The record is from RefSeq and is a predicted model, not a curated record. The transcript is spliced from 5 exons. The coding region runs from base 1 to 1086 and encodes 361 amino acids. NCBI's taxonomy places the organism in Eukaryota, Metazoa, Chordata, Aves, Piciformes, Indicatoridae.